AAUGUAGUUUACGCAGAACCGUUACCGUGAGAAGUCUGAACCAUAACAGUGAGAAAUGGAAAAUAAUUCCGCACCGGGUGUGAAAAUCCAAAGUACGGUCAAAAACUGCAGAGUUCGAGAUAAAAUUGUAAAUGAGGGAGACAUUAAAGUUGAAACCGACGGGACGAAUGAUUUCGUCAUUGGCGACAACAUUAUAGCUAACAAAGCCAAAAGCAUAACACUUCAAACCAAGAUUGAGCAAACGCAAGCCAAGACAACAAGCACUGGAUCGGUAGUAGGAAGUGGUUCUAAGGCAAAAGUGAUGAUCGGAAAUCAUGUAACGGAGAAUGAUGUAAAAGAAAAUGUGGAAAGUAGAAGCAAAAUUAGCUUUCAACAAGAUGAUAGAAUUGAAUUGAGCAUUGGUGAAAUGUGUGAUAAUAACGAUGCCGAAAAUGUCAUAUUGAAACCCGAAAUUAAGCAGGUAACCACCAAUGCCAUCGCUGCUACCACUACUGCUACCGAACUACAGGCCGAUGUGUCGUCUCGGACAAACGUACGCGAUGAAACUGAGUGGCCCCCAAUAGGAAUAUACAAUGCAAAUCCACUACCAGGUCAGAAUGUCAUCUAUGAAGGUAUUGGUUCGGUUACUUGUGCUGGCCGAGCGCGAAACGUUCACAGUACAUUGAACUACGUUGGCAAUGGUAAGGAGGGUAUGAAAUUGACCGACAACAAAAGCCAUUCCACCGACAAAAAUACGAUCAGAGUUAAUAACAUAGGCCCAAUGAACGCAAUAAAAGAGUGUGAAGAAAUGAAGAAUUCGGUAAAUGUAACAAUUAAACCGGAAAUAAAUGAAAAUCCGUAA
Bradysia coprophila is the source of this 841-nucleotide messenger RNA. RefSeq lists its product as uncharacterized. The record is from RefSeq and is a predicted model, not a curated record. NCBI's taxonomy places the organism in Eukaryota, Metazoa, Arthropoda, Insecta, Diptera, Sciaridae.